Cotesia congregata is the source of this 930-nucleotide messenger RNA. The record is from the annotation of a GenBank genome assembly. Lineage: Eukaryota; Metazoa; Arthropoda; Insecta; Hymenoptera; Braconidae.
CAAUGGUUUUUGAUCAAUGGAGCAUUUUUAAUCGCCGGGCAAAUUACUCCUUGGAACGCUCCGAUUAUUCUUCUGGCUCUUAAAUGGGGACCUGCUUUGGCCGUGGGAUGUACUGUGGUAACUAAACCUGCGGAGCAGACUCCACGGUGUACUUUGUACAUUGCUGCACUGACUAAAGAAGCUGGGUUUCCUCCAGGAGUUGUCAAUGUUGUUCCUGGGUUUGGGCCCACCGCGGGAGCUGCUCUUGCUGAACAUCCUGAUGUUGCUAAAAUUGCCUUCACUGGAUCUGUUGAGGUUGGGAAAUUGAUAAUGAAGGCUUCGGGAAAUAGUAAUUUGAAGCGCGUGACUUUGGAACUUGGCGGGAAGAGUCCUUUGGUUAUUUUUGAUGAUGUUAAUGUGGAUAAAGCGGUAAAAAUAGCCCACGAAGCAAUCUUCACAAACAGUGGCCAAAUUUGUUUCGCUGCAUCUCGAACUUAUGUUCACUCAAAAAUCUACGAUGAAUUUGUCGAAAAAUCUAAAGACUUGGCAUUGAAAAGAAAAGUAGGGAAUCCCUUUGAUCCGGCUACAGAGCAAGGACCUCAAGUAGAAAAAGAAAUAUUUGACCGGGCGCUCAAGUUUAUUGAAAUAGGAAAAAAAGAAGGCGCGAAAUUGCUGUUCAUCAACAACGAAUUUGUAGAUUCCGUGAGCGGAAAAAAAUUUCCAACAAUAAACCCAUCGAAUGGAGCCGUAAUUACCCAAGUAUCUGAAGGAGAUAAAGCCGACGUAGACAAGGCAGUGGCUGCUGCAAAACAAGCAUUUGCAAGAGGAUCUCCAUGGCGUGCAAUGGAUGCUUCUGCCCGCGGAGUUUUUAUUAACAAAAAUCUUACUCGAGUCGAUUUUAUUGUGGAGCUGGAAAGUAUUCAAGUAUUCCGACAUCAUCCUAGAGUUUGA